AUUUCAGUUGGCUUCAAUAUCUAUGUAUUCACUCUUUAUUGCAUUGAAUUAACACAUUACUGCAGCGUCGCAGCUCUUUUUUCUAGAACGCCUUCGACAGCUGGAGGAAGCACGUUUGGAACAAGAAAAGAAACGGCAAGCGGAGCGUGAAGCGGCCAGAAAAGAGGCAGAGCGACAAAGAUUGAUUGAAGCGGAAAAGAUGAGAUUGAAGGAAAUGCAGGCACAAAAGCAACGAGAAGCUGAAAUCACGGCGCAACGCCAACAAAGACAGAAGACGCUUACUUUCCAACUCCAAGCGCUCUCUGAAAAAGCUGUUGAUACGGAUUCGAAUAUAACUAAGGCUCGCGAUCGAAUUGCGGAGAUCACUCAUGAAAUUGAAGGAAUGAGGGAUCAACGAGAU
Messenger RNA from Strongylus vulgaris, 400 nucleotides. The record is from the annotation of a GenBank genome assembly. NCBI's taxonomy places the organism in Eukaryota, Metazoa, Nematoda, Chromadorea, Rhabditida, Strongylidae.